Molecule: messenger RNA, 1411 nt
Organism: Parasteatoda tepidariorum (common house spider)
Lineage: Eukaryota; Metazoa; Arthropoda; Arachnida; Araneae; Theridiidae
Molecular function (GO): protein binding
Source: RefSeq, a predicted model, not a curated record
UCUUAACUGGAACUGUUCGGAGAGUUCUGUUUUGAAACAAGUUUGUUUUGGUUAGGAAGUAAAUAAAUAAAAUGGAGUGAAAAUAAAAAUUUAGUAAAUUCAUUAAAGUGAACUGAUCUUAAAAUUUCAAAAGUUUUAUAAUUUUCCUAUCAGAUUUAAAACUAUAUUAAUAUUUUGUUCUAUUGUUCCACCCUAUAUUACGUCAUUUGUAUGUACGUCUACCACAUUAAUUAUGACUCAUUUCUAUACAAGAUGGCCUUCUUAGUAACUUUUGUGCUAGUGUUUUUGGCUAUUUUUAAUAGCUAUCCAGUGAAUGGAAAUGAUAUUGUUUUUCAGAAGUAUUGUCUCAAUGGCUCUGAUCCAGAAACUCUGCCCAUCCAUGGUGAGCAUUCAUCAGGCUCCCUUGUUAUGAGUUCUAACCCUGAAGGUAGUCCAUGGUAUUCACCAAAUAUGAAUUGUUCUGUAACUUUUUCAACAGAAAGCAAUUACCAUAUUUUAUUAACUUUCUCCAAAGUCAGUUUGAGAAAUUCCAGUAUGGAUAAUCUCACAGUAGUUUUCAAUAGUGGGGUCUCAGAUCAAGUUCUUUUUGGGCAGCAAGUUUGCUCAAAUGAAAAUUGUGAAGGUCUGAAAUUUGAGUCUGGAAAUUUCAACAAUAUGACUCUCAAGUUCAUCAGUGCAAAUGUGACUGUACCUCUGAAUGUGACAGGAUUCAUAGCUCAUUAUACUGUUUUUGACCUUGCUAAUAAAAGAACUGGAGCCUGUAAGGGUAGAGAAAGAUUUUUAUGUGAAAAUCAGCACUGUAUUUGGUAUUCAUUGACUUGUGAUGGUCACAAUGAUUGUGGAGACUUAUCAGAUGAAACAAAAUGUAUAAUUCCUACAAAAAAUGUAGUUUGGGGUAUUGUUGUUAUUUUUAUUGCAAUAGUUGCUGUUUUGGUAUUUGUACCAGUGUUUUGCUAUUUGGCGACUGCUGGAACUCGCAAUAUUGUAAAAAUUGUAACAGUGCCAAAUCAGGCGACUCCUCUUUUAAGUGCUGCUGAUGCUGGGGAAGCAACUGGUCUUUUAACAUCAUCUGAAGCAUUCAGUCAGUGUUGGCCGGGAUCUUCUUAUGACUCAAAUUAUGGUGCAGCUCCAGCAGCUGGACCUUCUAAAAGUUUAGAUAGUGUUACAAAGACUGCUAGAUCUACAUCUUCUGAUGGUGACAAGCAAAAUAGGUUUCUAUGAUUUAAAUGUUUUUAAAGGCUUGGUGAUAUAUUUUUUAUACAUUUUCGAAGACCUUAACACUAAAAUUUACAUGAUAUGACUGUGUUUUGUGUAAUUUUAAACUUUCAAAUCAUUCCUCUUCUUUACAAAAGACUAAAGUUUUGUAUACUUGUUAUAAAAUAUAAAUAUAUAUCACUUGUUCUCAAAUUUA